AUGCCUCGGGGUCAGAAGAGUAAGCUCCGUGCCCGUGGGAAACGCCAGGAGACCCAUGGUCAGCCGCAGGGUCUCACAGGUCCCCAGGCCACUGCAGAGAAGCAAGAAGAGUCCCACUCUUCCUCAUCCUCUUCUCACGAUUGUCUGGGGACUCGUCGUAGGUCUUCUGAUGCCUCCGUUCCUCAGGAAUCUCAGGGAGUGUCACCCACUGGGUCUCCUGAUGCAGUUGUUUCAUGCUUAAAAUCUGAUGUGGCUGCUAAGGGCCAAGAUGAGAAAAGUGCAAGCACCUCCCCUGAAGCCUCCAUUCCUCAGGAGUCUCAGGGAGUCUCACCCACUGGCUCUCCUGAUGCAGGUAUUUCAUGCUCAAAAUCUGAUGUGGCUGCCAAGGGCCAAGAUGAGAAAAGUGCAAGCACCUCCCUUGAAGCCUCCAUUCCCCAGGAGUCUCAGGGAGCUUCACCCACUGGCUCUCCUGAUGCAGGUAUUUCAGGCUCAAAAUAUGAUGUGGCUGCCAAGGGUCAAGAUGAGGAAAGCGUAAGAGCCUCACAGAAAGCCAUCAUUUUUAAGCGCUUAAGCCAAGAUCCUCUAAAGAGGAAGGCGUGCGCAUUGGUGCAAUUGCUGCAGGAGAAGUUUGAGAAGAAAGAGUCCAUUUUGAAGGCAGACAUGCUGAAGCGUGUUGGUAAACGUUACAAGCACUACUUCCCUGAGAUCCUCAACACAACCUCUGAACGUUUGGCAGUGGCCUUUGGCGUUGAAUUGAAAGAAAUGGAUUCCAGCGGCGAGUCCUACACCCUUGUUAGCAAGCUGGGUCUCUCCAGUGAAGGAAUUCUGAAUGAUGCUAACGGGCUGCAGAAGUCGGGUCUCCUGAUGUCAGUCCUGUGUGUGAUCUUCAUGGAGGGCAACCGUGCCACUGAAGAGGAGGUCUGGGAGUUCCUGAGUUGUUUGGGGAUCUAUGCUGGGAUGACACACCCAAUCUAUGGGGAUCCCCAGAAGCUCAUUACUGAAGAUUUGGUGCAAGAUAAGUACGUGGUUUACCGGCAGGUGGGCAACAGUGAUCCUCCACGCUAUGAGUUCCUGUGGGGUCCACGAGCCCAUGCUGAAACCACCAAGAUGAAAGUCCUGCGUGUUUUGGCCAAGAGCAAUAAAACCAGUCCUGGUUUAUACCCACAUCUGUAUGAAGACGCUUUGAUGGAUGAGGUAGAGAGAGCAUUGAGACUGAGAGCUUAAGGCAGAACUGGCACUAUUCCCUUGGCCAGGGCACCUUAUGGGGCCACAUCCUACAGAUCCU
Chlorocebus sabaeus (green monkey) is the source of this 1285-nucleotide messenger RNA. NCBI's taxonomy places the organism in Eukaryota, Metazoa, Chordata, Mammalia, Primates, Cercopithecidae. The record is from RefSeq and is a predicted model, not a curated record.